ACUUCACCGCCGCCCGCAGGCGACCCGUCGAUUAUGAGCAGAGAAUUCUACGUACCCUGCACACCUUACGUCUAUCAGCAGUGCGGCAGCGGCGGUAGCGACGGUAGCGGCGGCGUUUCGACGGAGGGUGUCGUGGUGAACGUCGGUGCCAGUAACGGCGUCGGCAGCGGUGGCGGUGGCGGCGGCAGUGGCAGCGGUGUCGGCGUCGGUGGCAUGGACUGCAUGCCCUUGCGCCCCGGUCCGUUCCACUACCUUAUCAGCGAGCAAGCCAAGUCCCUGGUGGCCCUGCAGGAAUUGCAGAAUGAGGUCGGCGCUCUGCUCGAGUUCCGGGACCUCGUCAUCGAGACGUUCCCAAACCUCCGGCACAAGAUGGCCGCGACGGCGUCCGCGGGUGCGUCCGUGAUGUCGUCCACAUGUACCCAGAGCUCGCACAUCCCGCUGCCGCUGUCGAGCCCGUCCUCGCGGAGGAUCAGCGAAUGGGAGCCCGGCAAGAUAAGGCGACGAGUGACCCGCGAGAGUAGCGGCGGCGGCAGCGGCGGGGGCAGCGGUGGAAACGGUAGCGGGGGCGGCGGUGAAUCCUCGUCUUCGUUGCCUAGAAGCCGCAGCAACUCCCACAGCGGCGGUACCAAGAACAACUGCAGCGCUACGGUCCAGGACUCUGGUUUCAGCACAGAGACCUCGUCGAAGGACAGCGCUUCGACGGCGAUCGCGCCGCGAGCGAGCAGCCCCCGGCCGAACGCGUUGGACGAGGCGGAGGAUGAGCUCUGGAACCUGCUGGACGUGAUCCACCGCAAGGGAAUUCGGCUGCGGGAGGAGGUCGAGUGCCUUCAGGGUCGCCUGGAGAGCGUGACGACGGAGGAGCUGAUAUCGACCGAUGUGCUCGAGACUGUGAGGAGGGUCACCGGUCUCGGUGAUGCCGACAGGACGAUCGAUAGCUGCAAUGUCGUUGAUGACGGGAAUGUCGAUCAGCGGCAACAGGAUAGCAGAGAUCCGCAAGUGAUAGCUCUCAGGCGAGAGAAGGAGCAGCUAUUGGACAAAGUUGCCGAACUUGAGGCGGAGACGAUAUCUAGUCGCGCCCGGGCUCAGGAACUGCAGACGGAAUUGGCCGCUCUGUCGGCGCUGAAGACCGGUCUGGAGGAUCGGUUGCGGGCUGGACUGAUCGAGAGCACCUCGGAGAUUUUGGCACCGGGCGUUCAAAGACUGCAACCCAUCGCGCCGGUGAUUUCCUCGCCGAAGAACGCCAAUGUCACUAGUAUCAAGAGCAAGGGUUCGGCGUUCGCGUCCGUCACCGGUAGUCCUGGAAGUAAGGCUCACAAGAGUCGCUUUCGCACGAGGACGAUCGAGAAGAAUAUAUUGCUGGACGUUGUCGGGCGCGGUGACGAGACGACGCGCCAUGUCGACAUCGACGUUGAGGCGAACGUGAAUGAGAGGCGAGCCAGGCUGGGAGCGCUCGAUUCCAUCCUGGUCUCGCCCACCAGGGUGACUCACGUGAAAGAUGUAGACUCAAGGAAGAUUGCGGCCAUUCUUCGCGAGCACUCGCCCCUCGAGCUUCAGCGACACCUAAUUACUACUACCGUCCAUAAUCAGGUCCUACAAAAAAGGCUAGACGAAGUGAAGAAAAGUACGGAAACUCUUUCGGAACGACUCGAUAAAGCGCGCGAGGAGAACGACGAUUUGCGUUUCCAGUUGGAGGAACGAAAUAUCGAAUUGGAAGGCACACGGGCGCGAGUGCGCGUGUUGGAACGCCUUCAGCAACGACCGCCGACGGAAGCCGAGUCCGAGGCGGAUUUGGAACAGCCCAGGUGUGAACAAAGCGGCCUUGAGCCCGGUAGUAGUACGGAGUCCGCGCGGGAUCAUCAUCAGCCGGUAGAGAUCAAACCGUCGCCGCGGCGGCGUCCUAGUCGUAUACCUUUACCAGGCAACGUGAGCGGCAAGACAACGACGACGCCCACAGCGAGCGUGAAUGCAAUGACACCUGCGCGACCGCCCAGUCACGGCAGGAACGACAGCAGGGAAUCGCUCAAGUCGCUAACAAGACCGCCGCGUGAUUCUAGUCGCGACAGCCAUGGCGGCGGCAAAUCGUUGUCGAAACCGCGCGAUUCCAGCCGGGACUCAUUGAGCAAUAAGAGUCUGUCCAAGAACUGCGGUAACGGAAGCAGCAACAAUAGCGUCAGCGGUGGUGGCGUCGGCAAGGAAACAAAUCGGGAGUCGUCCUUGAACAAUCGGUCCUUGCCGCGUAACAAUUCCAGCCGAGACUCCUUAAACAAAUCCUCCUCGCUGUCCCGCGCCCGUGACUCGUUGGAGUCUAACAACAACCUCGGCACGUCCUCGCCCAUCACGGGAACGACUAACGCUCCUCCUAGGCGACCGCCCGCUCCCGCACGUCGUUCCCACAGCCUGGCGCGCGCAGCGACGUCCGUCGAUGCGUCCGAGAACGGCAAGAGCUGCAACGAACCACCGAGUUCCUGGUGUUCGACCAACAGCAGUUUUCGGCACAGCGACUCGUCUCUCUAUCCGGAUUCUUUAAAUCAAGAGACAUCGUCCAUCACCGGUUCUACGCGGGUAGAAUUCAUAAUCGGCUCGCCCACCAGGCGUUUCCGCAUGAAUUCCGCUUGGCCUCACCGCUAUUUCGACAGCAUCGACUCGGCGGCUACGGUGCCAGAAAGCCUGCUAACCGACGAGUUCCCUCUGCGACGCGGCGAAGCUCUAGCUGAGUGCGACUCGCUCGAGUGCCAUCCGAUUUCGAGCGAGGAUUAAUACGCCGAUCGUCGACGUUAAUGCGAAGCUAGUCGCAAAAAUGGCGAGUCGCGUAGAGUGAAUUACUUGCUCUUGCUUCUUUCCAUUAUUUUACACCGUAUCACUGGCUCUGCUUCUUAACGCGGCCUUAUUCGCAUUGCGUCAUACGACGCGUGUGUGAAUGUAUAAAUAAUAGAAUUCUAGACACGUGAAACGUAUUCGUUUUAGAAGAUAUAAUGCGCUGAAGGAGUGACACUCGCGUUCUCAAUGACCCUUAUUCUGUGCCUUUUUAAUAUUGAAUGUUUUCAUUUUUUAUUUGUUUGAGAAUCACAUCUUCUUGGUGAUUCUAAGCGGACAGAAAUUCAACGAUUCUAAACUGAAGUAUACCAAUACCAUUUUCCAUGCAGAAACUUACUAUGUACUUCCCUCGAGUUGCAUUUAAAGAGCAUUUCAUACACCUUUACAACACGACGUAGGUUUUUUAGCAAUCAAUUUUGCUAUCUAAUCAAAAAUAAAAAUGACACAUUGACUUGCAUCGCGAACUUAUAUUGUUUUAUAAUGGGUAUAAUUGAUGUAAUCGAUAAAAGUAAUUGUAUCAAGAAAUACAAGUUAUUAUUUUCAUUGACAAUAUAAGUAUGGAAGUAUAAGUAUGAUUAAAUUAUAUAAAUGUUUAUUUACGAAGUAAAAGAAAAA
Molecule: messenger RNA, 3429 nt
Organism: Monomorium pharaonis (pharaoh ant)
Lineage: Eukaryota; Metazoa; Arthropoda; Insecta; Hymenoptera; Formicidae
Gene: jvl
Exons: 5
Coding region: 34-2757 (907 amino acids)
Source: RefSeq, a predicted model, not a curated record